CUUUCUUCUCCUUUAGGUUAACUUUUUUAUCUGUUAUUAAGAGAAUAACUUUCCUUUACUGUUGUUGUUGACUGUUGUGUUAUUAUCUCGAUAUGUUUAGUUCUACAACUCCAUCAACUGGCAUUUUUGGUGUUCCUCAAACAUCAACCACACAAACAACAACAACAACAACAACAACACCUGGAGGAUUUGGUCACCAACGCAAUACUACUUCAAUGUUUACUCCUGCCACUAGUACUUCUUCUUUACCUUCAAACAGCAAUACAUUGAAUACUCAAACUGGAUUCCAACCUUCAACCUCAACCUCGGUUACUAAUUCCACAUCAACUAAUACCACUUCUCUAUUCGGUUCCAAUAUAACUCAAGGCGCUGGUUUUAGUUUUGGCACUCAACAACAACAACAACAACAGCAACCCGCAAAACCACUUUUCGGUGGCUCAUCUUUUACCACUAAUACAACUUCAUCCACUCCUGCAUUUAGUUUUACAUCUCAACAACAACAGCAACAACAGCAACAACAACAGCAACAACAACAACAACAACAAGACUCAUCCCUUCUUAGUUUACAUGCCGCUUUUCCAGAUACCAAUGUGCCAUACUUUGUCAUUCGACCGGAUGGUAUCAGUCGUACUAUGUUACCUUCAAGUUUCUUUAUGAACGAUCGAGACUCCACCAAAACGGAUAACGUGACUUCGUCGACCAGCUCCACUACUACUCCAACUACUACAACUACAUCAAAAGGUACAUUCGUUCUCUCUGGGAAAGACAAAGACACCAGCCUUUUAUCAGCAAGUUCACAUCUUCAGUCAUUGGGUGACUCAAAAUCAAGACGAAAUGUACUUUCUACAUCUUCUUCCUCUCCUUCCCUUACGUUUGGUGAAAAACGGACUGUGCUUCCUGGUUUUUUGACUGGUACAACUGCUCAGACUACAGAAAGUGCAACUACUGGACAUAAACGUUCAUUAAGUGAUAAUGAAGAUUCAGAGUAAGUAGAUGGACUAAUAAGAAUAAAAGAAUGGGAAGUUUUUGUCGUCACUUGUACUAAAUCCUUACUUUUCUCUCUCUCU
Molecule: messenger RNA, 1067 nt
Organism: Halteromyces radiatus
Lineage: Eukaryota; Fungi; Mucoromycota; Mucoromycetes; Mucorales; Cunninghamellaceae
Exons: 2
Coding region: 93-989 (298 amino acids)
Source: RefSeq, a predicted model, not a curated record